Molecule: messenger RNA, 1932 nt
Organism: Jaculus jaculus (lesser Egyptian jerboa)
Lineage: Eukaryota; Metazoa; Chordata; Mammalia; Rodentia; Dipodidae
Product: TNF superfamily member 13
Exons: 6
Coding region: 1040-1765 (241 amino acids)
Biological process (GO): immune response; positive regulation of isotype switching to IgA isotypes
Cellular component (GO): membrane
Molecular function (GO): receptor ligand activity; tumor necrosis factor receptor binding
Source: RefSeq, a predicted model, not a curated record
GCAGAGCACAAAAGGUACCCUGUGAAGCAAAACAAACAAGCAGAAGCACACCUGGUCCUCUGCUAAAGGUGUUGCCAAAGUGCAGCCAAGUAGCCUCAUUUCCCUAGGAGGUGAACUUCCUCCUGCAGGGGAAUCCCUGACGAGGAGGAGCAGAGGUUCUUCCUCUUGGAAGCCCGGGACCUUCAGCAGGUGCUGGCACCAGCCCGGGUUCAGAACCCGGAUGGAAGGUGGCCAGAAGGGGAGCUCAGAGCCAGUAGGCAAGACUGCCAAGGGCUGGGUACCUGGGAACCUGGCUCCCUGGGACCCUUGAGGAGUCCUGCAGUGGCUGGGGGCUUAGGGCUCCUUCUGUGUCUCUGUCCAGAGAACCUUAUGUAAGAACUUUUCUUGGGAAACAGGAAGUCCUGAUUGCCAAGUUCAGUACAGGGAGUAGAGCAGGCCUCGUUCCAAUACACCCAGCCCAGCCUUAACCCCAGCACUCAGCCAGUUUCUUGUCCCUGGUUCUCCUCCCCAUGGGGCCCCCUAUGCUCCCCCCCUUUUUUUUUUCACGUUCAGUGACCCCCUAGCAAACGUCCCCAGGGAUCUCUCCCUCGCCUGAGCCAGAGGGUCUUCCACUCUCAUUCCCCAGCCCUCAGUACUACGCAGACUGUCCCCAUCCCUGCUCCUGGCACCAUGCCCCAUUACAGCCAACCUUCCCUCCCCCAGCUCUGGGGCCGCCCCUGGGCUCUUGAGUGCUGGCCGCUCCUGCUGGGUGUCAUUGGCAGCCCUGUCCUUCCUAGAGAGAUUGGGACCAAAUGCUCCUGAGGCUGGUGCGGAGGGUCUUGGGCUAACACUAGCUCCACAGUGGUGUGUCAGGAGCACCGAUUGUACCCCUAGCUUGCUUUCUUCCUCCCUCCUUUUAAUAUUCAAGUUCCUUUUUAUUUCUCCCUUGCGUAACACCCUCUUCCCUUCUGCACCAUUGCCUGUACCACCUCCCCCGGCCCCCGCCCCCUUCUGGCCAACCCAUUCCUGAGGUGACGGCUGUUGGCGGGGUCCCCAGCUCAUGCCAACCUCAUCUCCAGACAGCAUGGGGGGCCCCGUCCGAGAGCCGGCACUCUCAGUUGCUCUCUGGUUGAGUUGGGGGGCAGCCCUGGGGGCCAUGGCUUGUGCCAUUGCAUUGCUGAGCCAACAAACGGAGCUGCAAAGCCUAAGGAGGGAGGUGAGCCGGCUACAGAGGAGCAGAGGGUCUUCCCAGAAGCAGGGAGCGCUUCUCUGCGAGAGUCCCCGGGAACAGAGGCCUGCUGCCCGCGAAGCCUGGGAGAACGGGGAGCGAUCUCGGAGGAGGAGAGCGGUGCUUGCCCCGAAGUGGAAGAAGAAGCACUCAGUCCUGCACCUUGUCCCCAUUAACAUCACCUCCAAGGUGGACUCUGAUGUGACAGAGGUGAUGUGGCAACCAGCUCUUAGGCGUGGGAGAGGCCUGGAGGCCCGAGGAUACGUUGUCCGAGUUUGGGACGCUGGAAUUUAUCUGCUAUAUAGUCAGGUCCUGUUUCAUGAUGUGACUUUCACCAUGGGCCAGGUGGUGUCUCGGGAAGGCCAGGGAGCACAAGAGACUCUAUUCCGAUGUAUACGCAGUAUGCCUUCUGAUCCUGCCCGGGCCUACAAUAGCUGCUACAGUGCGGGUGUCUUUCAUUUACACAAAGGAGAUAUUCUCAGUGUCACGAUUCCCCGGGCAAACGCAAAACUUAGCCUAUCUCCGCAUGGAACGUUCCUAGGGUUUGUAAAGCUGUGACUGCGCCGUCAAAGGCGGCUCUGUGCUGGGCAGACCAGGGCGGUGACAGGCUGGGGGCAGCCAAGACCCGGCCAGACAAAGGGAAGGGAAGGAGCGAGACCAGAAACCUCUACUUGGGUGUGACCUCAUAGCUUUUUGUUCCUCCUUCCCCACUUCCGAGACUUUGA